AUGCUACUGCAAGAUUCUGAGUCUGCACGAACACCACAGCCUCCGAAGGGGGAAGAGGGCCUGCAGGGAGAGAAGAGCAGCCACAUUACGCCAAAGGGCAGCCAGCCGCAGAUCAAGCAAACCGGCUCCUCGCAAACUUCAACGGAAAAAAAGCCCUCAUCUUCUGGCUUUUGUUUGUCAGCUGAUGCACCCCCGUACACUCCCCAAUCCUCAGCAGCAAAGCAAGAAACAAAGGCAACAAACAGUUUAGGCGCCGUAGCUGAGACGUUUGACUUGGGAUUUAUUCGUCCAUUUAACUCCCCUCUUGGGCACCAACAGCAACACAAUUUACAGCAAAAACACGGGUAUGCGUCAUUAACUGCACCCCUAACGACUUCUGGUGAUGCAAGGGUGCCUCGCCGAGCAGAGUCGGUAGGCCUUACCCAAGCAGAAGCCCAGCUCCAAUCCGACACUACCCGAAAGCUUUCUCUGAAGCCAAGUGCGAAUGCGGUGACGUCUACGGUACCACUCAAAUUCUGCAAGUUUCUCGUAGGCGAAGAUGUUGCAGGUUUCUUGGUUGGGCGGAAGGGCGUAGUGUACGACCUCUGCGGUGAAAUCUCAGGCAUUGAAGAAUUUCAGUCUCGAAAUGGACCGGGGCUCAAGGGAUGCUUUAAACUUGUUGUGCCCGAGACUGCGCUUGUGUACAUUUUCACACCGGAUCCAGAAGGGCGUGUGCCUGUGCUGGAAGUCGCUAAGAAACACGGCGUUGAGAUUCUCUCCUCCGCAGAAGGCGGAUACCUACACAAUAAAAUUCAUCAUUUGGGACUGAAGGAAACCAUUCUGCAAAUAAUUGGCACGUCAGAUACGGUGCCACCAGCAGUGGUGGAUCUGUCACUACUUUACCAGGGUGACCCGUCUCUGCCUUCAUCUCUCCACUUGAACUACUCGCAUGCACACUUUGUUGCCACACCACCCCCUCCGCCUACCCCACCGCCUUCCCCAGCUCUGAGCAGCAACUGUGGCACCCGUUUCCCCCCCCACUUUGCGCACCCCUCGGAAGCGCUGCAUUUAACCAGUAGUCACCAGUCUUAUGGAAUCUCUAGCACCUGGAGUCAGACACCGCAACCGACGCCGAUUCUGGACGGCCACCGGGUUUCUGUCAGCUCGCAGGCUUCUAUGCUUUGCAUGCCGUCAACUGUAGGCAGCUCGGAUAGCAUGCCAUCUGCUCAGGUGUCACAAGUCGAGUGCCAGUUGGCACCGCAAAAGCAAGGGUACCAGGGGUCAUCUUCUUAUGCCCUUCCUAGCAAUGGUAGCGGGUGUCUAGGUGGAUGGCAGAAUUGUCAGGAGAGUCCCGCCGUGAGCAUGCCAUCGCUGGCGGGGGAGCGCCUCACAGCAGAACUACAGCAUCACUUAGGGGCCGCAAUAGUUGCUGCGGCAGCAGCAAACGCAGUAACCGCUCAGCAACAAUCGACCUCAGUCCCUACCAACACUCAUACUUCAUUUUGGCCCCAACAGCAGCAGCAGCAGCAGCAAGAGCACCCUCAACAGCAGCUGCAGCAGCAGCUAAGGCCAUCAUGUGAUUGGCCGCAGAUCCAUCUUCUCAGCCAGUUUUGUGCGGCCCAUCCUAAACAAAUCUCAAGGCAAAAUGAACAAAACAGGGCACUUCUCCAGGACAAUGCACAACGGGGGCAGUUUCAUCAAGUUGAGUCGCAGCAGCCAAUUCUACAGAGACAGAUUCAGCAGGCGCAGCAGGAACACCGAAGUCUGCACUAUUCUAAUCAGCUAGAUGAAGUCAAUGGGUCUCGUAUGCCGUCCUCGGCUUGUGCAAUGAGUUUGCAACAACUGCAGGAGCAGAUCAACGCUCUACAGCUGCAGUGUAAAGAGGACGAGCAACGGGAUGAUAAUGCUGCCAGUGUAAGCUCUUUCACUUCUAGCGGUGGACAACCAGGCGAGCAGAAGCAAGUGCUGCUCGCAAAGCAGACGCAGCAACAGCUGCAGCAGUACUUACAACAACAGAUGCAGCAGCGGCAACCACAAAAUCUGCACCAGAGUCAACUCUACCGCCAAACUCUGCAAGUCGAUAUACCACCUUUGCAGCGAUGGACACUACCCAAUACGGCAUCACUGCACGACGAACAGAACUACCCCAUUACAUGCUCAGAGCCAGGAGAUGGGCAACUCCAGCAGCUGCAACAACUUCAGUCGCUUCGAGAAAGAACAUUAUUUAAGCAGGACCAAGCUGAUGAAGCUGCGGCCCAUCAGCUGAAGCUGGAUCCAUUGCAGCAUCCACCGCACGAGGCUCCAAUCGAACCACUAUCUCCGGUACCGCCCCCCCAGUGGGCACAGAUCCCGCAACACCAGCUGCAACAGCAAGCCCAGCAGCUGGCUCAGUCGCCCAAUGAUGCGAGAAUGCCACUAAGUGCUUCUCAGAGCAGCCCGUCUGGAGCUCCCCCAGACAUGUCACUGCAGCUACCUCAGCGGCAGCUGGAGGCUCAUGAUGGUAUUAAUGUCGGCAUCCUACCUCAGCAUCCGAAAGAGGCCUCAUCUGCUCUGAAGCAAGCUGGGCUAGAAGGACCUGAAUACCCUGCUCCUCAACAGUUAAUUCAGUCUGAAGAUAUAUGUGACCCUCUCACAGUACGCAAGCUUUUAGAGGAUCUUCUUAAAAUCAUAGGCCUCUCCACAAUCCAAGCCCCUAACAGCCACUGCCAGGGGUCGAAAGCGGCUGCGCUCACUCAUUCGGCUGAGACUACAUUAGACAAUGAAGCGUUGGAGGAACCUCAGCAAAGGACACUAGAAGUGGGAUCGCGGACACCGGAAGGGGUAGCAAUGUCUUCCAUCCACACUAACAAGGUAUAUUGCAUUUGA
This is a messenger RNA of Eimeria maxima, 2844 nucleotides long. RefSeq lists its product as hypothetical. The transcript is spliced from 5 exons. The record is from RefSeq and is a predicted model, not a curated record. NCBI's taxonomy places the organism in Eukaryota, Apicomplexa, Conoidasida, Eucoccidiorida, Eimeriidae. The coding region runs from base 1 to 2844 and encodes 947 amino acids.